Molecule: messenger RNA, 1788 nt
Organism: Fusarium pseudograminearum CS3096
Lineage: Eukaryota; Fungi; Ascomycota; Sordariomycetes; Hypocreales; Nectriaceae
Exons: 4
Coding region: 1-1788 (595 amino acids)
Source: RefSeq, a predicted model, not a curated record
AUGCCACACGCUGAGACGGCAGACUCUACAGAGCCAAAGAAGCUCAUCCUGUGCUUUGAUGGCACGGGAAAUACCUUUAGCGGCUCCAAUGCGGAUACCAACGUGGUCAAGAUCCUGCGCAAGAUGGACCGUAACCAUCCGAACCAAUACCACUACUAUCAAACCGGCAUUGGUACAUACGACAUCAAUGAAAAGUCUGUAAACAAGACUUUUGUUGGUGAGAUUGGUAGUAGUAUUUCAAAGACUGUGGAUCAGGGCUUUGGAACUACGUUUGAUGCCCAUGUCAUUGCUGGCUACCGCUUUCUCAUGCGAUACUACGAGCCUGGCGCGAAAAUCUAUGUCUUUGGCUUCAGUCGAGGUGCCUUUACUGCCAAGUUCCUCGCCAGAAUGCUCAACAAGGUCGGCCUUCUCUGUAAAGGCAACGAAGAGAUGGUCCCUUUUGCAUUCCGUCUCUAUCAGCGCCAUCUGCAAGGCGAGAUCAGAGACAGCGAGACAGCCCAGUGUUCUCAUGGCCAUGAGGACGAUGGAGAUGCACCUCACUCCCAUACUGGUGAAAUCCGUCUGCCGGGCCAGGCUCCCGCUGAUGUCAGUGACGAGACCCGAGAGGCAUCAAAUGAGAUUGAUGCUUUUAGCCAGACGUUCUGUCGCAAAGAGACGAACAGUGAUGGCGAAGAGGAGAAUAUCAAGGUAUUCUUCCUUGGCAUCUGGGACUGCGUUGCCUCUGUUGCUGUUCUGGAGCGCAAGGCUCGCAUGCCUGUUCCUGUAACUGGUACAGCGCACCACGUUCGUCACGCAGUGGCUGUCGACGAGCGCCGUGUCAAGUUCAAGCCUGCCCUUCUUGCACAGGACAUCAGAGCUGCCGUUCACAACCACAAGCCAGCCGCUGAGGAAGACAUCAAAGAAGUCUGGUUCCCUGGUAACCACGGCGAUGUCGGCGGUGGCUGGCCCGUCGUGGUAGCAGAACAGGCCGAUUCCAAGAAGAAACAGCCUCUGCUGUGCUCUUCUGAGCAAAGCCUGAUUGAAGAAAACGGGUCUGCUCAGUCGAAGCCUCCGGUGGUCAAGCUGUCGCUCUGGGGCCGCUUCAAGAAUGCCAUCAAGACAUGGAAGGCCGACAAGGCGAGCACUGAUCUAAACAACGACUGGCUUCAGAUGAGCGACAUUCCUUUGGAGUGGAUGAUCCGCGAAGUCAAGAAGUGCGGCGCAAAGGACCCCAGUGCUCAAGUCCACUGGUGUCACAGCCUCGAGCCAUUUGAGGAUAUGAUGAAGGACCCCCAGAGGCGUAUGGAAGCGACCCAUGGGUUCAUGCACGACACCCUUGCUUUUGGAUACGGAACUGCAUUUUUCAAGGUCCUCAUGUGGAAGUUUAUGGAAUGGCUCCCUUUUCUCACGCGGUGGGAGCUAGACGACGCGACGAGCGACAACGUCAAGCUGCUUGGAUGGAAGCCUGUCACAUUCCCUCCCAACAUGGGAUCAUACCGUGACAUUCCCCGCGGCGCAGUGUUGCAUCGGUCGUUGCUUGAUCGGCUACAGACAUUCUCCAACUAUGAACCCGGCAACAACCACGGCGACAGGACAAAUGACUGCUUCAAGGGCCGUAACAAGGCCCUGGUGUACACGGGCAAGAUAACGGACAACUUGACUCCUGAGCAGGCUGAGCGAUUGAAAGAGUCGCAUUUCAGGGUUCACUCAGAAGGAGGAAACUUGGUGUGGGAGGAGGACGAGCGACAUCAGACGUAUGACUUUAACCCUCACUUCAAGGGUGCUGAAAACCGGGGACAUUUCCACUAG